AUGGCCUCUCGUGCUGCUGAUGCUUCGAGGGAACAGGUGCUGGAGCGCGUCCACUCCUCUCCACUGACGCCAUCUACCGAAGCCGUUUACAUCGCCCGGCGGGCGUUUUCUGAGGAUCUCCAUGGCACCCUCUUUACCAGGUGGCUGCAAGGCCGUGCCGGCUUGGGGUUCCCACUCCGCACCCUUCCCAGGUCGGAGUUCACGUGCAAGAUUUGCUUGAUGCAGUGCGAUGACAGGGUCAAGACGACUUUGUCCCAGUGUGCUGCGCCACAGACUCACACCCUGUGCAGAGAUUGCCUGUGCUGCUACCUCAAAGGUCGGAUUGAGGAGAGGCGUGUCAAAGAUCUCCGAUGCCCCUUGUUUGGCAGUGAUGGCUGCCAGGCGGUAGCGCAGGAGCAUGAGCUGGCCUCCAUCCUUCCGGAGGAGGUCUUUCAGAAGUAUCUCCGCUUCAGCGCCAUGGUCGAGGACGCCACGCUUCGCGAGUGUCCAACAUGUGCGGAACUAGUCAAGCCGCAGAUGGGCUCAGAGGCAGAUCUUGAAGCCAACGGCACUAGCGAGGUGCUGGCUUUGAAUCCGGAGAUGCGGUGCAGCCAAGGGCACCUUUUCUGCUACUACCACUCCAACGCGCACCCACCAGGCCAAGGGGCUUGCGAGGCCUAUGCGCGGGAGGAGGCGCGGGAGGCCAAGCUGGCGCUAGAAGCUCAGGGCGCCAAAGAGUGCCCGAGCUGCCAGGCACAGACGCUGAAGGCAGAUGGCUGCAACCACAUGGUUUGCUUCGCCUGCCAGAGCCAUUGGUGCUGGACAUGCGGGAAGCUUCUUGACGGACGCCUCAGCUUAGGCUGGCACUACAAUCCGGCGAAUCCGGCAGGCUGCUUACAAUUUUCGUCCUUGGAAAGCAAGGACCAGUUGCUUUCCUGUUCUGUGUUGCGCAAUGGCAGCGGGUUGCAUUGCCACGCGACAACACCUCGGGGUGCGCGUAUGACAUGUCCGUACAUCACAGUCCUGGGGUCACGUUCAUGGCAGGUCUGUCAGGAAGGCAACAUGGGAGCGCAUGACAUUUGUGAGCGUGCAAGGUGUGAUGGAGGUCAAUGA
This is a messenger RNA of Symbiodinium natans, 1092 nucleotides long. Lineage: Eukaryota; Dinophyceae; Suessiales; Symbiodiniaceae. The record is from the annotation of a GenBank genome assembly.